AUGACUAAUUUCGUGGCCGUCAAGGAUGAGAGCGAGCUUGAGCUCCUUGAGACGGGAGACGACGUCCUCAGCAUCGACGUGGACCUCCUCGAGGGCGACCGCAAGUCGGGCUUCCACACCCAGAACGACCGCGAGGACCCCUUCCAGCGGAGCAACGUCGUGCAGCGCAAGGGCGCUGUCGACGUCAAGUGCACCUGCGUCGACACCGUCCACGGCAGCUGGGGUCCCGAUGAGCCCGACACUUCCGCGACGCUGCUGGUCCUCCUCUUCCGCUUCGACUCGCGCCGGCGCGCGCGGCGCGUGGCUCUAGCCAACAUAGAGUUCGCCUUCUUCGACUCUCAGGGCCGAUCCCGCAAGAACCCGGAGGUAGCGGCCAUUUCCUUCGACGACAGCUUCAGCCUGGUGCCGACGCAACGGACCGAGUCGACAACCACGGGCGCCUCGGGCACAACCGGCGUCGGCGUUGUUGGAGCCGAGCUCUCGAGCACCGUCAAGUGGGAGCGCACGGUAGAUGAGGAGACAACGGAUGCGGCCUAUGUGAUCGGCUCAAUCGACCGGCUCAAGGCCCCGGCGGGACCGGACAACGCCGCGACGUGGACGCUCAAGGAGAACAGCACCACCAAGAAGGGCGUCCCUGCGGCCAUGCGCGUCGGCAUUCUGCUCAAGCGAUCCACCGACGAUGACUUCUUCUGUACCGUCAAGAUUGAGACCGAGGUCGACCUCAAGACGCGCAUCGAGCAGCUGCUUGGCCGGCGCGGCUUGGACGACCCGAUCCUGUUCAGGACGAGCCUGCCGCCCACCCGCAAGCUGAUGAAGUACGACGCGGAGAAUCUCGGCGAGUUUGACCUGUCCUUGAUCGAGGAUGUGACGGUGACCACGGUGAGGAGCAAUGCUGUCAAGGAGAAGUGA
Colletotrichum orchidophilum is the source of this 909-nucleotide messenger RNA. RefSeq lists its product as uncharacterized. The transcript has a single exon. Bases 1 to 909 code for a protein of 302 amino acids. The record is from RefSeq and is a predicted model, not a curated record. Lineage: Eukaryota; Fungi; Ascomycota; Sordariomycetes; Glomerellales; Glomerellaceae.